Messenger RNA from Cetraspora pellucida, 600 nucleotides. NCBI's taxonomy places the organism in Eukaryota, Fungi, Glomeromycota, Glomeromycetes, Diversisporales, Gigasporaceae. The record is from the annotation of a GenBank genome assembly.
AUGACUCACCCUGAGGCUCAAUCACCAGUAACUCAAGUCAGCAAUAACGCAGACACUUCACAGCCAACAUUUAAUAAUCGAAUGUCCGCAACUCAAACAACACAAUCUGAGAAUAUAAAUUCAAGCUCUACUGGCGAUUCAACGACGUCGUCUUCCUUACCCUCAAAUAUCUCUCAACUUGACACAUCAUUAGUCGAGACAAAUAACCCGGAAUUAGGGAAUAAGAUCAACCUGACUUUACUAUUAGUUUCAGGGAAGCGACAGACUUUCUUCUUUGACCCUAGUUAUACAGUCUCCAUGGUCAAAAAACAAGUCUUUAAUGAUUGGCCUGAAGAAUGGGCUGAAGAAACCGUGCCAUCUAUUUCAUGUCUAAAAAUUGUCUAUCUAGGUCGAGUUUUAGAUGAUGGAACUACGCUUGAAGCCAACAAGAUUCAACGAGGACAAUCGAUCAUUAUGCACCUGGCAAUUAAAAACGCUAUAUCAUCGGAUAAUGACGAUCCAAAAUCAACUGAAAAUGCUCCAAAGUGUCAUUAUGGUCCAUUUAUAAGCCGACCAACCUCAAACCAAGUCAAACCAUUACUUCAACCAAAAAUUAAUUGA